Molecule: messenger RNA, 6462 nt
Organism: Acanthochromis polyacanthus (spiny chromis)
Lineage: Eukaryota; Metazoa; Chordata; Actinopteri; Pomacentridae
Gene: rad23aa
Product: RAD23 homolog A, nucleotide excision repair protein a
Exons: 9
Coding region: 224-1321 (365 amino acids)
Biological process (GO): proteasome-mediated ubiquitin-dependent protein catabolic process; nucleotide-excision repair
Cellular component (GO): nucleoplasm; cytosol
Molecular function (GO): ubiquitin binding; damaged DNA binding; proteasome binding
Source: RefSeq, a predicted model, not a curated record
GCGGACAGCAGAACGAGAUCUCGUAGCUUCCAGCGGACUCUCCUCGCCGCACCACCAACUUGUCACCAAAGAUGGCGAUUUGCUGAGUGCUCAUGGAUACACACAUUUCUCGGCUAGCUGUUAUCUCGCCCGAAACGCCGACUUUAAAAGCAAACUAACUGCUUAGCGAGCGACCUUUUCUCCCAUUUAAAACACAUCUGACGCAGCGCCAGCCGCCGCUACCAUGCAGAUCACGCUGAAAACCCUGCAGCAGCAGACUAUUCAGAUUGAGAUAGACCCCGAACAAACGGUGAAGGCCUUGAAAGAGAAGAUAGAAGCAGAAAGAGGAAAAGACAACUUUCCUGUAUCGGGGCAGAAGCUCAUAUAUGCUGGGAAAAUCUUGCAGGAUGACACGCCAAUUAAGGACUACAAAAUUGAUGAGAAGAAUUUUGUUGUAGUGAUGGUGUCCAAGGCUAAGCCCUCAGCUGCAGCCUCGCCGCCCGUCUCAGAAGCGCCCAAGCCCCCUGUACAGGAUUCCGGCUCGACAUCAACAGCUGCCCCGACCACAAACCCAGCUUCAACCCCAGCCCCAACCCCAGCAGCUGUCCCCAUUCCUCCCGAGGAGGCCAAACAGGAGCCAAGUGCUGCAGCCACAGAACCACAACAACCAGCCAGCUCCAGUGGCGGGAGUCAGGGCUUGGAUGCUUCCUCAGCGCUCGUGACUGGAGCAGAGUACGAGGCGAUGCUGACAGAGAUCAUGUCUAUGGGCUAUGAGAGGGAGAGAGUGGUGGCGGCGCUACGGGCCAGUUUCAACAACCCCCACAGAGCUGUGGAGUACCUCCUCACCGGUAUCCCCAGCAGCCCAGUCCAGGAAAGUAAUCCCCCAGCGCAGGCUCCCGCAUCUGGACCCACAGAAGCCCCAUCUCUAGCAGAAGGAGAGAACCCACUUGCAUUCCUGCGGACUCAGCCCCAGUUCCUGCACAUGAGACAGGCCAUCCAGCAGAACCCCGCUCUGCUACCGGCUCUUCUCCAGCAGCUCGGCCGGGAGAACCCUCAACUUCUACAGCAAAUCAGUCAACAUCAGGAGCUGUUCAUCCAGAUGUUGAACGAGCCGGUGGGCGAGGGGGGAGACGCACCGGAGGUCGGAGAGAUGGGGGCAGCGGGGGAGGAGGGCGCCCCGGUCAACUAUAUCCAGGUUACACCUCAGGAGAAGGAAGCCAUCGAAAGGUUAAAAGCGUUGGGUUUCCCUGAGGCUCUGGUGAUCCAGGCCUACUUCGCCUGCGAGAAGAACGAGAACCUGGCGGCCAACUUUCUCCUCAACCAGGGACUGGAAGACGACUGAACGGCGGAGGAUCACUGCCUUCCUGCUCCUGCCCUCCCCCCCUCUUCUCUAGCUCAGCAUAAAAGACUGCACCCCCCUCAGAUUUUACUGUACAGCUACCAACCUCAGCUCAACCCAACAGGAGGGGGAGGAGGGGGAGAGCCGGCGGAGGGGUGGAGGGGUGGGAAGGGGAGACGGGGUGGGUUUAGGUUCAUAAGUACACAAAGGCCGUGUGCAGGAAGGUCAGCGUACGGGUGGGGAAAAACAACAAGAGUGGAAGAAUUAUAAAAUCCACGUGAAUUCCAAUGGAAUGUGUGGGGUUUGUUUAGGGGAGAUCUAUAAUUUGAUUUUAGACGCGCUUUGUGAACAUUAGGGAAAAGGGGGAGGCGGGCGGGUGAGGGAGGGAGGGAUGGGGAGGGUCUGCGGUGAGAAUGCGUGUUCAUGUCUGCGUGUGUCCGUGUAUGCCUGUGCAGGUGGAUGAUACAGUUUAAGCUGAAAAAAAAGAAACAAAAGUUAAUCGAUCUUGCAUUCUCUAAGUUUGUUAAUGCUGUAGCUGGAUUGUAUGGAAGCACAUUCUCUCCCCCCCACUGCACUUCGACAUUAUCAGUAUGUGUGUGUGUGUGUGUGUGUGUGUGUGUGUAACGGCUCGUGUGUACCUCUGUAAGCCUCACUUAUGAACGUCCAAGAAUGAAGUCGGCAGUUGGACUGCACCGUGCUGCCCUCUGUUUCUGUAUGUGUCUGACAUGAAGUUUGCUGGGGGGCUAUCAGGCCAAGCGGGAACUAAACUGACAAACGAAUAUCUGCUUACUCUGUUCUCCACUUUGUACCGCCCCUCAUCUGUUCUGGGUGAACCACAGGGCGUCCCAGAAAACUUCACAUCGUUUCGCAGGCCAAUAAUUUUGGCAAUUCUUGUUGAAAUAACCUCAAAUUUUCUCAGAAUGUAUAGAAACGGAUCAAGAUUUUAUAUUAAAUGUUUGAUUUCUGUUCUGUUUUCAGGUUGAGCCGUUCACUCCCAAACAGAAGUCAUUUUGCGUCUUGGAAUAAGCUGAUGUUGAUGAUGGACUGCCAAAUUUGUUUGCCAGUUGGUGAAGUUUUUCCAGAUUUUGCAUUGAAGACACGCUGCACAGUCUUGGGUGUGUGUGAGCAAAUUCUAAGACACAAAACGACUUCUCUGGGAAUGAACGGCACGGCUCAGCCUGAAAACAGAACAAAAAUAAAACAUUAAAUAUAAAAUCUUGAUCUGUUUCUAUACAUUCUGUGAAAAUUUUAGGUUAUUUCAACAAGAAUUGCCGAAAUUAAAACAAUGUCAGAAAUUCUGGGACACCCUGUAUUUAGUCUGUGCCGGUAGCUCCAGGUGCUAACUAACACUAUCGAUAAACGUGUACUGUGGAAGCGACACACAAACAUGAAGAUCUUCUCUUACAGUUUAAAAACAACCGUACAGGGAGCAGCCACGCGUCACUGAGGUCAGUUUAAUCCACAAUACAUUCAAAGAUGGCAACAACAAUGCUUUAACCCUCCUGUUAUGUUCAUUUCUUGAGAACAGCGAUGAUUCUCCAGGGGCACGUUUAAUUAUCCAGAAGAGCCAGAAACCAAAAACAUCAAAUGAACAUUGUUUAUAUCUCACUAUUAACUCCAUUACUAAUCAUUUCAGUUGAUAUUUAGUGAAAUGGUGUUCUUUAUCGCUCACAGAUCAGAGUUCAAUGAGGACAAUUCUCGUGUUUUUCAGUUUAAAAAAAUGCACGUUAAAGCUUUUUUAAAAUGUACUCUGGAAAGACCUACAUAUAAAAUACAUGACUGAAUUUUUUUCUUUUUUUGGAGCAAAUUAAGUCUUUUGAGGGUCAGAUUGAGCUGCUGACUUAAAAAUCAACUUUAUUUAAGCACCGUUUUUGAGACAGAAAUAUGUGCAAUGAACCUUUUUAUAUCUUGAGACUUAUUAAGCCAAGCAGAGGAAGUAUCAGACUGAAAACAUACUUCUUUUACUUUAAAAUGGGUCAAUUUGACCAGCAGCGUAACAGGAGGGUUAAAACUUAAUCUGGCAGGUUUAUCUUCAGCCCGGCUUUUCAAACGUUUGCCCCACUGUGGGGCAGAAGUCAGCCAAAGAAAUCCCCGUCAACAGAAAUUAGCCCCAUCCUGUGUUCUCUAUGAGCUAAAAUGGCCACAGAGCGUGCUGUCCCUGCUAACCGUAUUAGCUGAAUACUCUCCAGAUAAACUUCAGGCUAGUAUUUACAGCAUAUGAAUUUAUUUUAUUCAGAAUGCUAAGAUCAGACUCCAGACCAGCGUGCCCGUAAUCAUUUGAGUUCUAAAAAUAAGCAUUGACUUGUUCCAGCUCAAACAGUUGAGUCUAGUUACUGUUUUUAGAUUAAAAAAAAAAAACUAACUACAAAAUACACCAAUGAAUUCUUGUAGUUUGGAGUUAAUGCUCUGUAACAUCCAAAUUAGUCAGACCAAGCGUCUUCCUGCCAACAGAAAUGAUAGAUUAAUCAUGGAAUAUUAUUGAUCAAGUGCGUUUCUUGUUCUGGAAGUGGCACCAGUGAGAAUUUGGUUGGAUUGGACCAACUAGUCCAACCUGAGCAUAAAGUUUCAGUUUCCUAACUACAAAACCAAAAUGAUUAAAGGCCCACAGUGUCAGGUGUUCGUCACAAAAGAGAAAUCUGUUUGUCCAUGCAAGCGCCUUCUCUCAGAAAUCUGAAUAUAAGACACCUCAGCCGAUGCAUUAAAUAACUGACUUCAUACUCUUACUAUCAUCAUGCGUUGUACUAACGAGUCUUGAGUGUCUAAAACGCUUUUUUUUUCGUAUUAUUUGCUUUCUAAUGUUGCUAUCAGACAUGAAGAACAACAUAAGGGAUCUGAGAAGCCAAUCAGUCUGCAGGUUCCUUUGGGAGGGAACAUACUGUGUUUAUUAUUCUGAUCUGGGGCAAAUUGUAGUAGAAAAUAAAUCGAAACCGUUCAAACUGCUCUGAGUCAAUCUGAGUGCUAAUGAAGCUUUAGAUGAAAGGAUGCUAAAUUUAUUUAUCUGUCGGUAGCCGUGUUUCCAGAACGAGUUUGUUUGCAUAUUUUGAAGUUUCACGUUAAAAAAAGUUAUUAAAAUGGCAAAAUUAAGACCAGUUUUACAGAGUUAAUGCAAAUAAUCAGAGAUGGAAACUUAUUUUUUGGGUAAAUCUGACUAAAUACUCUGGACUCCAUGUGUGACAUGUAGAUUUGAACGAAUGCAACAGGGUCAGACUUCCGCAAGCUAAAACAAAACAGAACAAGAACUACACAUCCAUGGGGGUCUGCACCAGAGUAUCGUCAAUUAUAGUCUCGUACUUUUGUGCAACAUUUUAAAAGUUCUUUUCAAAUUUGCUUGACAGUCGUACGGAAACACGGCCACCGUCUAAACCUCCUGACUCUUCUGUGCUGCCCUUAGACAAAUGUUACAUUCAUGAAGGUCUGAGUGACUUAACUUAGACUUAAAUUGACUGUCGUCUGCCCAAACCAGAGUUUGUAUGAACCCCUUGACUGAAGUUUAUGUGAAGCCAAAAAUUUAUAUCUGUAGCUGAUAAGCUACAAGUACAGUAAUGCACAUGGUUGGAAUUCACAUACGCCGUCGUAACACAUGCUUAAAGUGGUCUUGAAAGUAGAGAAAUACCAUCCGUACGUGGUGUUUACACCUAUUGGUCUGCUAAGGAGUAUAAUCAAGGCUUUAGGCUCAGCUGAGGACGCCGUUAGACUACGUCCACUUGGGUCACUGUAGGUUUUUCUGACCAAACUUUGUGUCUGCACAUCGACUCUUCUCCAAGGGUUGGUAGUUUGGAUUCCAAGUGGUGUUCACUGGCCCACAACGGAGAGAAAUAAGAGUAAAACCUUGAUUAUACUCCCUUGCACCAAAGAUAUGUAGAUGUACUACUCUCUAGUCCACUUGGAGGUCAUCUACUCCACCAGCCAAAAGCAUGGACACACAUUGUUCAAUGGUUUUUAUUUAAUUAUUUUCUAUAUUGUAGAUUAAUACUGAAGACACCAAAACUAUACAAGAAUGCAUAUGGAAUUAUGUUGUAAACAGAAAGGUGUUAAUCUCCAGCAUUCAUACAAUGUAGGAAAUAAUGCAAAUAAAUAUAAAGCAUUGAAUGAGAAGGUGUGUCCAAACUUUUGACUGGUAGCGUAGAUGUGUUUGGUUUGAGAACAAUACUGAACUUGUAGCGUAGUCACUGUUUGGACACAAAUUCUUAAGCUGUCAGGGACUUUAAGGUGUGUAAAGUUUAACACUGGCCUUCGACGGACCGACUCUGGAAUCUCAUUGACCAGACCUCCAUCAUGUGGACCAAGACUAUUGGCAAACUUAUUUGUAAUCCUGGCCCCAGUCCAUUAAACAGUUUCUGAAGCUGCCCCUGAUUUUUAGACUACUUUGGCAGCUUAAAUUCAACCAGAGACUGAUGCGUAGAUAAAGAGAAACAGAUAACGGCUACAGCAGCUCAUGAGGAGAAUCGGACCUGUGAGGAGCACAUCUAAUCUAUCAUCACCAUCACACUGUAUGUGCACAUGGGCUAAUUAUCCACUACAGAUUACUGCAUAAUGAAACUUAUUAUGAUGAUAACUGCUGACCGGGGCCCUGUUCUUCAAAUAAUCCAAACUGAUCUGCUGACAUCAGGCGCGUUUGGUUCUUUGGAAACGGUUUGAGGACUGAUGAUGGAUGUCUUUAGAUGAAGGUAGACGGUUGAAACCAUGAGUAGCGCCAUGGUGUUGUGAUUGCUUUAAAUGGUUCCUUAAGACUCGUAUACAAAUUUCUACCUGAAAAAUCAGUUCAGUAAUUGGAUUAAUUCUAAAUGGACGUCCCAGACAUGAUCCAACUCUUCAUGUUUGGACUCCGAAGAAUUCAAACAUCCAGAUUCUUGUGAAUUAACCAACAUCCUGAUCAGAACCACUGAGUAAACCCCAUAAAGAGAGCAGGGCCCUGGUCUGUAGAGUGUGACGUGAGGAUGUGUGAAUGUGUUGCACCUGUUUUAUUUGUACUGCAAAGGUCAGCUUAAUGUGGGUCCAUGAACAGAUGAUAACUGUUGAUGAAAAAAAACAAACUGCAGUCUCAUUCUGUAUGUGUGAAGGCAGUUUGUACUGAUGGCUGUCCUACAGCAUCAACAUGAUCUUAGACUAUGCUGUGCUACAUUAAAUGUCAGCAGUCUUUCAGG